This is a messenger RNA of Aspergillus puulaauensis, 963 nucleotides long. Its product is annotated as SMP-30/gluconolactonase/LRE family protein. Bases 1 to 963 code for a protein of 320 amino acids. Lineage: Eukaryota; Fungi; Ascomycota; Eurotiomycetes; Eurotiales; Aspergillaceae. The record is from RefSeq and is a predicted model, not a curated record. The transcript has 3 exons. Gene Ontology annotation, biological process: L-ascorbic acid biosynthetic process. Gene Ontology annotation, molecular function: gluconolactonase activity; calcium ion binding.
AUGGCAGGAGUCAAGUCCAUUGACGGCGGCGCAAAAUGGUACACCUGCCGCGAGCGCAUGGUGCUGGGAGAAGCCCCCAUUUUCAGAGCCAGCGACUCGACCCUGCACUGGGUUGAUCCACUUUCAGAACCUGCGAGGCUGUAUAUUCUCCAGGUAGACGAAUCUGGCUCGCCAGUUGGAGAGGCGCGGGUUCUUGAUCUCGAGGAUAGUGUGACGGUGGUGUGCUUCCGGAAGGAUAAACCGGGGUACAUCGCUGCAUACUAUCAAGGGGUUUGCUUCAUUGAUGAGCAGACUGGGAAGAUUGAAGUUGCCAAGGAAAUCAUCCCGACAGACCAGCGCGAUAUUCUCCGGUUCAAUGAUGGAGGGGUCGAUGCAAAAGGUCGUUUCUGGCUGGGUGAGAUUGACAAGAAGGUCAUGGCGCUUGGGGCUGGUGCAUCGCUGGAUAAUUAUGGGACGCCGAAAGGUCGUCUAUGGAGGUAUGACCCGGAUGGAAGCCUGCAUUUGAUGAUUGAGGGUGGGAUUAUCUCUGGCAAUGGACUGGCCUGGAGUCCGGACAAUAAGACCAUGUACUUCAACGACUCCACGGCCUUCCUUGUCUGGGCAUAUGACUUUGACCUGGAGACAGGAAGUAUAUCCAACAGACGCUUGCUCAUUGACCGCCGCACAUCGUUCGGAGAGCCUGAUGGGAUGGUCGUAGACACCGCUGGAAACAUCUGGAUUGCCAUGUUCGGCUCGAACCGUGUAAUGGUAUUCGCGCCAGAUGGACGCCAUCUGAAGGACAUUACUUUGCCUGCUCGAAAUCCCACCUGUACGACCUGGGGAGGCAAGAGUUUCGAUACGUUGUACGUGGCCAGUGCCAUGGACCGGCGCCUGAAUGCAAAUGCCGAGGAUGAGGGAGGACAUAUGUUUAGAUUUCAACCGACAGACGCGCGAGGACAGCCAAAGUACGAGUUUAAUGGUUAG